Messenger RNA from Anneissia japonica, 5872 nucleotides. RefSeq lists its product as uncharacterized. Gene Ontology annotation, biological process: lipid transport. The transcript is spliced from 23 exons. Gene Ontology annotation, molecular function: lipid carrier activity. Bases 63 to 5744 code for a protein of 1893 amino acids. NCBI's taxonomy places the organism in Eukaryota, Metazoa, Echinodermata, Crinoidea, Comatulida, Comatulidae. The record is from RefSeq and is a predicted model, not a curated record.
ACGAAAUUAACAAGAGGUAUACCUAUGACUACAGUGUGACAGUUUCCUCAUUUUUCAAUGGAAUGUCUGCUGAUGACGCCAGUGUUGUUCUGAACUGCAAAGCAGCCAUAGAAGUUGUGGACAACUGUGAAAUGGUUUUGAAGGUUUCUGAGGUUAUGAUUCAAGAUAAGAAUCAAAACGGUUCAUUUUCAAUUUCCAAAAAUAAUGAAUACCUCGAAACGUCCUUGAUGAGAUACGAUUUGCGCUUCGGUUAUGACAUAGGCCGCAUUUCAACGGUUUGCCCAAAAGAAGACGAGGAAACAUGGGUAUUGAAUAUCAAGAGGGGUAUUUUAUCUGCUUUCCAAGGCACUUCGUUGCAAGUGAUUGGGGCAUCAGAACCGGAACAGAUGUCUGUUGAGACGGAUGUUACCGGUAUCUGUCCUGUACAACUGAAGAGGGUUAGUAAUUUUAAGACUAUUAAGUUAAAAAACUUCGAAAGAUGCAAACAACAUAUCAAGAUAGACUCUUUUCUCCAGGGCACUCAAUUUCUAUCCUACGCACCAACCGUGAGUGUUCUGAACAGCAGUCAAGUCUGUAAACAGACAUGGUCUAAUAAGAAGCUUCAGCGAACACUGUGCCAAGAGAAACACCUUGUUAUACCAUUUUCUAGCGGCGAAAAUGGUGCCCUUUCUACCGUUAUACAAUCCAUGCAGAUUACAGAUAUUGACACUAAUGUCUCGUCUUUUGACGGUGAAUUUAUCAACAGGAAGACUGAUAUUCUCUUUGAACAUGUCAAACAUAGUAAUUGUCUUAGCACGCAACAGUUUAUUGCAACUCUUAAUGAAGUUUGGAAUAAAAGCAGUUUAAAUAUUCAUCCAGAGGCUGCUAAACUGUUCACAAAGGUUAUCUUUCAAAUGCGCAAACUCAAGCAAAAACGGCUCCAGCAAGUGAUUGAUAGGGUUCUUGAUGACAGUCCAUGCAAUGACCGGCUCGCAUUCAAGAACUUUGUAUUAGAUUCACUUCCACUCUGCGAAACCACGGCGUGCGUCGGUGUAAUGACCAACCUUAUUAAAACUAGAAGUGUGGAACCAAAAUUGAUCGAUGCAUGGGUUAUGUCUUUUGCAUUCUUGCGUCAUCCAACUGCUGAUAUGAUCAAUGAUAUUACGAACUUGUUUACAGAGCGUGAAUCCUUGAGUAAAAUAUUAUACCUUCCUCUCUCUGUCAUGAUUCAUCAAUUAUGCAAUGAGAAUAACAACUGUAUGGAUUUGUAUCAAAUAAGAAGGGCACUCGAUUUCUUUGGACAAGCACUAGGUGCUGAUUGUCACACAGUCAGUGACGACCAAAAGUUAACGGUGUUGCUGGCAUUAAAAGCCCUUGGUAAUUCGGGACAGGCCUUUUCUAUUAUUCCAACUCUUGAUCGAUGCUUUAAAAGAAAAUCUAACCAAAUCGAUGUUCGUAUUGCAUCUGUGGAAGCAUUCCGUCGCCUUUCAUGUGGAAAAGAAAACCGUGACAGCUUAUUCGACUUGUAUGAAAAUACGAGCGAAGAUAUUGUUAUUAGAAUUAAGGCAUUCCGUGGAGCCAUGAAAUGUCUAGAUGCCGACAAGGUGGAAAGAAUAAUACGACAAUUGGCAGUAGAGACGUCCGAUCAAGUUGGUUCUUACGUGUGGAGUUUCGUGAAGACUUUGAAUUACAGUUCAGAUCCAAAAAAUCAGGAACACCGAGAAAUUCUACGGAAAAGUGAAUUAUUUAAAGAAUUUCAAGAGGACCCCAGAAAAUUCUCCCGCAAUAUUGAAUCGUCCUAUUUCACUGAAUCUACUGAUAAAAGUGUUACUAUUGAAACUGAUGUUGUCUUCUCAUCGACGUCCAUCAUUCCCCGCCGAGUUUCAGUAGCUUCCAGACUUAAUCUAUUUGGAUUCUCAAUCGACCUUUUCGAGAUUGGUGGUCUUAUUGAAGGCACUGAUUACUUACUUGAGCCACUGGUUGGACCUAAUAGUUUCUUCAAACCCGAAGUUCUUAUGGAUCUCAUAACGAGGCCAAAGAAACACCAAAGACGUGCCACCAUUAGGAAUGGUACAUUCGAUAAAUUGCUAAAAAACUCCAACGUCAAAAGCAGAGAUAUGAUCCACGGAUCUGUGUACUUCAAAAUCUUUGGAAACGAGCUCGGAUUCGUUGACUCGAGACAAUUAAGGCAAUUGAUAGAAGAAAUUGAAUCUUUUAGUAUUGUUCAGUUGGUUAUGAGGCUUGCAAAUAGGAAGACAAUUGAAUACAGCAAGAAUAUGUUAAUUGAGGUACACAGUGAAGUGCCAUCUUGUGCUGGUUUUUCUAUUAAGAUUUCAUCCAACAGCAGUGCCUUACUACAACUUAGGGCUUCUGGAAAAUUGACAUCUGUAAAACCACGCAAUUUAGAUAUAUCCGGAAAAGUCGAGCCAAGUGCGGUCAUUGAAGUAAGCUCAAAAAUGGAAGUUGAUUGUUUUGUUACAAGAAUUGGAAUACAACACGUUUUCUGUGCUCACACUUCAACAUCACUAGAGGGCAGUGUCGUAAUGACUUACGGCAAACUCUUUAACUUGAAUCUAAAUGUACCUGAAAGAAGAAUUGGCGUCAUUAAUGUAAAAUCUAGUCUGUAUUUGAUUCGCAAAGAGAAGAAGAUGGAACUUCAAAAGAGCUCUGAUAUGCAUUCUCAUCCAUCGGUUGUGUGUACAAACUCUAAUUUUGAGAAAUAUUUCGGUGUUGUUAUCUGUAGCAAAGUCAAUCACACACACUCUCCAAGUUUCUUAAUGCCCAUAAUAUUUGACAUCGAACUUUAUAUAGAGAGACGUGACAAGUCUCUUACGAAAUACACCAUGAAAGCCUUAUAUGAAAAGAAACAGAAAACAGUUGGCGAAAAGGUUUUAAUCACUGAUAGGUUGGUUCACAUUAUGGUCGGUACCCCAAACACUACCGUAAAACGUACCUACUCCGCUGACAUCUCAUAUAACCAUGGACAUCAAAACCUAACCAUCAAAGUAGUAACACCAACACAAACGACUUCGAUAUCAGGCUCUGUACAAAGAAGUAGUGGUUUAGAAAAGCUCACAUACGUCAUUGAGUUGAAUCUUGGUGGUCGCCUUGUCAAUGCUAGUAUAGAUGGAGAGGUUUUUAAGACGGAUAACGUCAUGUCCACAGCAAUUAAUUUUCAAUAUAUACCACCCAAGCAAUACCGCCGAACACUAAAUUUUACAAUGAAGUUGACCAACAACACAGACGAGAAAUACAACGCCUACGAUUGUAUGAUCAGUAUGAACUACUCACAGAAUACUCGGUUAGAUUUCCGAAUCGACUCAAGCACGAAAUACAAUGUACUUCACUCUGAGAGCACACAUCGCAUUUGCUACGGUAGAUAUGAAUGCCAAGCCGACGAGUUGAUUACAGUUGAGCACAACUCUAACUUAACCAAUUUAGGAACCAGCCUGCAAAGGGAAACUGAGUUUAGUAUACGAUACACUGAUCGCUGGAAAGAUGUCAUAGUGCAUCGUAUAAUCCAAAGUUUGACAAGAACUCCAACUUUAUUUAAUUUUACUAUAGACAGUGACCAUUUUUAUUUAACUCCUAAUGGAGAUUCUAUCUCUAUUCGUUCUCUCAAACCAAAGCUUAAUUUGAUAAUUGAAGGAACAACAGAAUUACCAAGAGGCUCUUUAAUAUUUGAAGUUACCUCUCUAUUUGGAAAUAGCCAACUUACUCAGACAUGGAACAAAGUGUCAGAAAACCGAUUUUCGGCUAUUACAACUAUGACCAUAGCUGGUAGUACCAGUACAAUAGAUAUUACCUGGGAAAAGAGCAAAAUGAAAACUGACGAAUGCACAAAGAAUAACAUUAACAUAUACAUCACUACGCCUGAAAUGAUCCUAGUUAUAGUCGAAUAUAGCAUUGAAACAAGCAACAGCGAAGUACAUACAGAAUUAACCGCAAUGAAAAAUGAUAUUAGAACUGUAUUCGUAGGGUUGGCGCUAGAAGACACAAGCGACAGUCAAAAGCUGAAAAAGGAGUUGUCAUUAAAUUGCAUGAUUCCUUCACUGAAGGCAUUGGAAGAUGUUACCUUACUCAUGGAAACAUCUGUCACCCUUACACCAGGAGGACAGGAAGACAUACAAUUUGCUGUCACCCCUGACAACAACAAUAAAAAAGACGAGACAGAAGUUGGACAUGAAUUCACUAUCUCUCUUGAAGCUCCAAACCAGAGUAUAUCAGCUAAUUGCUCAUUCAUUCUCCAUGAAUCUUCAGUUACGUCUAUAUUCUUUGUAACAUAUGCCCCAGACAAAAUGAUAAAAAACACAUUGAUCGUCAAUGACAGAAGCCAAGAGUACCAGAAAAUGCUAGCAGUCGAAUUGCAUACUACUACGCCAGAAUGUUCAAUUGGUGUUGAUUUCAUUCACAGAAACACAGAAACAAAGUACAAUCCUCAUUUAGAAAUCUCAUUUAACAAUGGUACUGUUUUAAAUUCUGAAGUAAUCUAUGAAGUCAAGCAGAAUGGUAACAAAAGGGAUCUCAAAUGGGUAUUCGAUUUCUCUGAAGACCAGCAUGAUCUCGAAUUAAAAACUACUUGGACCAAUAAUAACUCUGACAAAAGCUUUGGAUUCACAGUGUCACAAGCUAGUGAGCAGACAGCAAAAGUUGACUUUAACUUAGUUUCCUUGAACACAGAAGUUGAAAAAAAGUAUGAUAUUUCUAUGAAUGUUCUUAACACCUAUAUUACUGGUUAUGACAUAAAUUCCGACUUUAUAUUUUCCCAAAAGGGUAUCCAAGAAUCCAUCAUCAUUGGAACUAACAUCUCAACUAAUGGAAAACUAAAGAUCGAUCUUGAGACUAGUAUGAAUACGAUUUAUUCGACAUCGGACGACAGGAAAGUUGUAUACAUCUUCAAGAGCAAGCUACCACAACUCUACGAAAAGCCCUUUGAAAAUAUUGUCUUCAACUUUACAAGUGAGAACCAGAAUGAAGAUGUUUCUCAAAGCGUUCGGUUAUCGUACGGUGAUCUCAGUGAGGAUUCUAGUAUAUGUAUCGAUCGUUUUAGUGAGAAACAUAGCCUCGGUAUGAAUAAUUACCAUCACCAAACUCUUCGUAUCAAACACCCAUAUGGCUUACAAAAUAUUCCUCAAGAUAUUUCAUUGGAUAUUAGUGACGAGGUCAACGAUAUUGAACGAUCUUCAAUGAUCAUGUACGUCGGAAAUGGAUUAACAACUACCAUAGCAAGCAAAUACACAAAUAAAACAAAUGAUAAAAAGAUAAACCACAAGGCUGAAGUGAUCAUAUCCAGGCCAGAUGAACACGAUAUCAUAAUUAACGGAGGUGGAACAUUAUUUGGCGGUGAUACUCUAGUCAGCACUGAUCUGAAUGUAUCGUACAGCAACGACAGAAAUGAGGACAUCAAUUUUAGUUUUGAUCUAUCUAACAAAACCGUAGAUCAGUACAGCAGUGACUACACUUUAGGAAUGGAGGCACAAAACGUAUUCAGUACCAUAGAUGGUAAACUUGUCUGCUCUGUCACAAAUAAUACUGAAAACGGUAGCAUUGUUUUGGAAUCACAGAUCGCUAUUGAUGAUGAGUGUAUACCGUUUGCCUUUGAGGGGGAUUUCAACAGAGAGUCGCAAGAUUAUCAGAUCCACACAAAUGAACCCGAGCGUGAAAUGUGGUUCAGUGGCCAUAUGGUCAAUUUGGGCAAUCAAUACGAUGACACCGUCAUACCUAGCUACCCAGAAGUGGAUGUUAUCAACAAAAAUUCAAAAUAACUUCGAGUUUGAUGGUAAAACAGUAUGAAAGCAAUUUCGAAAAGAGUUUCGCGUCAGGAAACUCAUUAAGGAAUGAUGUUUGGCCCUACCUAUCGUGUUGUAGUGAAUACUGAGUACGUUACUAAAAA